Messenger RNA from Mesocricetus auratus (golden hamster), 6544 nucleotides. Its product is annotated as leucine-rich repeat-containing protein 37A3-like. The transcript has 14 exons. The record is from RefSeq and is a predicted model, not a curated record. Lineage: Eukaryota; Metazoa; Chordata; Mammalia; Rodentia; Cricetidae. Bases 38 to 6508 code for a protein of 2156 amino acids. Gene Ontology annotation, molecular function: protein binding.
UCAUCAAACUACUGCCCAGGAAGAACUUUCUCAUAGUAUGCAAGAGAUCACAAGUCAGAUUACAGAACCACCUGAAGAAGUUGUAGCUCCAGCCCCAGAAUUUCAGGAGGUGACAGUUCCAAUACCAGGUCAUGAUCAACCUGAGUAUGCAACAACACAUGUUCCCUCAUCUCAGCCUUUGGAUCUGGAACUCACCAUAACUUCAGAGCCUACCAGAGAGACUCACCAUCCUACAAUCCCAGACCACCUUCUAGUGUUACAUUCAGAACAUGUUCACACUCAGCAUCCAAACCCAACUGAAGCCACAGUUCAGCCUCUGGAUCUGGAGCUUACUGUAACUCAUCAAACUACUGCCCAGGAAGAACUUUCUCAUACUAUGCAAGAGAGCACAACUGAGAUUACAGAACCACUUACAGAGGUUGUAGCUCCAGCCACAGAAUAUCAGGAGGUGACAGUUCCAACACUAGGUCAUGAUCAAGCUGAGUAUCCAACAACACAUGUUGCAUCCUCUCAGCCUUUGGAUCUGGAACUCACCAUAACUUCAGAGCCUACCAGAGAGCCUCACCAUCCUACAAUUCCAAACCACCCUCUAGUGAUACAUUUAGAACAUGUUCACACUAAGCAUCCAAACCCAGCUGAAGCUACAGUUCAGCCUCUGGAUCUGGAACUUACUGUAGCUCAUCAAACUCCUGCUGAGGAAGAACUUUCUCAUAGUAUGCAAGAGAGCACAACUCAGAUUACAGAACCAACUGAAGAGGUUGUAGCUCCAGUGCCAAUAUAUCAGGAUGUGACAGUUCCAACACCAAGUCAGGAUCAAGCUGAUUAUGUAACAACACAUGGUGCAUCAUCUCAGCCUAUGGAUCUGGAGCUCACCAUAACUUCAGAGCCUACCAGAGAGCCUCACCAUCCUACAAUUCCAAACCACCUUCUAGUGAUACAUUCAGAACAUGUUCACACUCAGCAUCCAAACCCAACUCAAGCAACAGUUCAACCUCUGGAUUUGGAACUUCCUGUAGCUCCAGAGUCUACUGCUGAGGGAGAAAUUUAUCAAAGCAUUCAAAAGGCCAUAACUCAUAUUACAGAACCACCUAAAACGGUUGUUGUUCUAGCCCCAGUAUAUCAGGAGUUAACAGUUCCAACACCAACUCACGAUAAACCUGAGUAUCCAACCUCAUCCCAUAUCUCUUCUCAGCCCUUGGACCUAGAACUCACCGUAAGUUCAGAACCUGCUAGAGAGACUCACCACCCUAUAAUCCACAAGAAGACUGUAAUAGUUCAACCGCUAAAGCAUCCUCUAGUGAUAUAUCCCGAAUAUGUUCAUACUCAGCAUACAAAACCAGCUGAAGGUACAGUUCAACGUUUGGAUCUAGAACUUACUGUGGCUCCACAACUUACUGCUGAGGGAGAAUUUUCUCAAAUCAUGAAAGAGAUCACAACUCAAAUUAUAGAACCACUUAAAGAGGUUGAAGCUCCAGCCCCACAUCAGGAUCAAGCUGAGUAUCCAGUUUCACCCAGUACCACAUCUCAACCCUUGGACCUGGAACUCACCAUAACUUCAAAGCCUACUAGAGAGUUUUACCAUCGGACAAUUCCAGAGGAGACUACAGUUGCUACUCCAGAGUACCCUCUGGCAAUAUAUUCAGAGCCUGUUUACAAUAAGCAUGUACAUACAUCUGAAGUCACCAUUCAACAUUUGCAUCAAGAACUAACUGAAACUUAUCAAACUAUUAAUGAUGGAGAGCUUUCUCAAAUAAUGGAAGAGAGUACAACUCACAUUACCAAACCACCUAAAGAGGGUGUAGCUCUAGGCCCAGAAUUUCAAGAGGUGACAGUUCCAAUUCAGGAUGAAGCUGAGUAUCCAACACCAUCCAGGAUCUCAUUUCAGUCUCCAAAUGAGGAACUCACCAUACCUUCUCGGCCUCCUACAGGGACUCAGUAUCCUCCAACUCCAGAGCAGACUACGGUUCAUCUUUCAGGUCAUAAUGUGCUGCUAAACCCAGAACUUUUCAUUCCUGUUACAAAAACUCCAACUGAUAUAGCUGACUCUGAUGAACAUAUCUCAUCUACUCUAGGUAACAUUACUGAAAGUUUGUGGAGGAUCACAGCUGAGGUUAGAAAAUCACGUAAAAAGGUUGUAGCUCAAAGUCUAGGAUAUGAGGAGGGCAUGAUUCCAGCUCCAAUUCAGAAUCAAUCUGAGCAUCUAACAGCACCAUAUCGGCCCUUAGACUUGGAACUCACUGUAACUUCAGAACCUACUAGAGAGGCUUAUCAUCCUAUAACUCUCAAUGAGACUACAGUUCAUCUUCCAAUGCAUUCCCAAGUGACACUUCUAGAACAGGGUCACACUCAGCAUCCAAACACAAAUGAAAUCAUGGUCCAUCCUUUAGAUUUGGAAGCUACCAUAACUCAUCAAUCUACUGCUGAGGGAAGACUCUUUGAAACUAUGAAAAAGACCUUCUCUCAUCUUGCACAGACACAUGAGGAGUUUGCUCCCAAAACUCCAGUGUUUGAUGACAUUAAAGAUGCAAUACCAAGUCAUCAUCAAACUCAGCAUACAGUGUCACCUGAGGUGCCAGUUUAUCAUCUUGCUAUAGAACAUGCUGUAACUGAAAUAUCUAAGAUAGAGAGUGAACUUUAUCAAGCCCCAGGGAAUAUUACUAUUCCUCCCUCAAAUAUCCCUGAAGAGAUACUCCCACCUCCUGACAAGAUUCAGGCUCAACAUCUAAACCUAACCCAAGUCACAACUCAGUAUUUACACUCGGAAUUUUCCAUAACUCGACAACCUAAUACAAUGGUUAAACGUUCUGCCCGUAUGAAGGACACCCCAGCUCAGACUUCAGAGAUACCUGUGGAGACUGUACUUCAACCUGUAGAGAAUCAUGAGACAACAGCUCUAACUUCAGCUCAUGUUGAUACUCAACAUUCAAUAUCAGUUAUAGAGACUGAGCAUUCUGAAGUCACAGAAACUACAUCUUAUCCAGAGUCUGCACACACAAUAGUUCCAGAGACUACAUCUUAUCAAGAGUCUGCACAUUCUGAAGUCCCAGAGACUAUGUCUUAUCUGGAGUCUGCAUACACAAAAGUCCCAGAGCCUAUAUCUAAUACAGUGUCUGCACAUUUUGAAGUCCUGGAGACUAUAUCUUAUCUGGAGUCUGUGAACAUUGAAGUCGCAGAGACUACACCUCAUCCAGGGUCUGCACAUUCUGAAGUCCCAGAGACUACAUAUUAUCCAGGGUCUGCAUAUUCUGACAUCCCAGAGACAUCUUAUCCAGGAUCUGCACAUUCUGACAUCCCAGAGACAUCUUAUCCGGAGUCCAUACAGUCUGAAGCCUCAAUGACUACAGAUGCUUCUACAGAGGCUGUGUACUGUGGAGUCUCAACAACUGCAGCUGUUCCUCCAGAGAUUGCACAUUCUGAAGUCCCAACAACUAUAGGUCCGACUCCAAAGUGCCCUGAAAUGACACUUCCACAUCCAGAUCAGGUUGUGACACAGUAUCCAAGCUCAGCUGAAGUCACAGUUCAAUUUUUGAAAAUGGAACUUACCAUAACUCCAUAUUCUGAAAAUUCUAAUACAGAAAAAGGUUUAACUAUGGAACAAAAUGCCUACAUGUACACCAACAUAUGUGACUUCUGCUUGUGUGAAAAUGAGACACUGUUGUGUAUUCAUCUCAGCCCAAUGCGGAGACUCCACCAAGUGCCUGUGCCAAGGCCGGACACCUACAAUGACACUUUUGCUAUCUUGAAUUUCCAAGGAAAUGAUAUUUCUUACAUUGACAAAAAUGUAUGGAAAGCAUACCGUUGGGCUGAGAAACUAAUUCUCAGUGAAAAUCACCUGACUGAAUUACAUAAGGACUCAUUUGAAGGCCUGCUAUCCCUUCAGAUUUUGGACUUAUCCUGCAAUAAAAUACGCUAUAUUGAAAGAGGGACAUUUGAAUCAUUACCUUUUUUGAAGUAUAUGAACCUUGGGUGCAAUUUACUCACUGAGCUGAGCUUUGGAACGUUUCAAGCAUGGCAUGGAAUGCAGUUUUUACAGAAGUUAAUUCUAAGCCGUAAUCCUCUCACAAUUGUUGAAGAUCCCUACUUUUUUAAGUUGCCAGCAUUAAAAUAUCUAGACCUGGGAACAACACAAGUACAACUGACAACGCUUGAGAACAUCCUCACGAUGACUCUGGACCUGGAGCUUCUGGUUUUACCUAGACACAUGGCCUGCUGCCUCUGCAAAUAUAAAAGUGAUAUUGAGGUUGUCUGCAAGACAGUCAAACUGCAUUGUCAUACUGGAUGUCUGAUAAACACCACACAUUGUCUUGAAGAAGCAUCUAUAGGGAACCCUGAAGGAGCAUUCAUGAAGGUGUUGCAGACCCGGAAGGAGAACACCAGUACAGAGCUCAUUAUUGAACCAGAGAGGGGCUAUUCAGACAAAGAAAAUGGCAGUUACUCAAGCUCCAUGGAGGAAGAGAUCGACUUUAGUGAUGAAAAUGAUGUUAUGAGUGCACUAAAUUACAUACUGCCAUAUUUUUCUGAGGGAAAUCUAGAAGAUGUAGUAUCAACAAUGUUACCAUAUAUUAAACUGCUGUUUUCUCAUGAACAAGAUUCAGAUAAUUCCUUGGGAUCUUUGCAGAAUGAUACAGACAGUCUUUCUCUUACAAAUGAAUCUGAGUCCGGUAACUUCACUUUCAAAAAUAAAUUGAAUAAACUUUAUUUUCUAGAAAAUUUGUUAGAUGCAGAAAUUGACGAGGUUAAAAAGGAAGGGAAACCUGUAGUACAUAAGGAGAAGUCUAGUAAUGCAGGUAAAAAGUUUAAGCGAGAAAUAUUUGAAAAGAGAUGGGAGCCUGGCCGUGCAGAGGAAGACAGUCUUGCAGAGAUUGAGAAGGCAGAGAAAGGACUCCUCCACAGGAUGGACACAGUGCUCAAGGGGACAGGAAGCAUACAGAAAAGGCACUUCAAGGAAGUGAGUGACAAGAGCCUGUGGAGUAAGCAGAGUGUCCGGACACCUGUGGAGAACAUCGCCAAAGAUGGGCAGCUCAGAGGCCCACGCACCACAGAGCUGCAGCAGUUCAGUCUGGUGCAGAAGCCCAGGAAGUUAGUGGGAAAUUCCUUCCACUCAGAGCCAGUGCUUCCAACAGAACCCGGGGAGGCAGUGUCUUCUUCCCCAGAACCGUCCCUGGUGGACAAAGCCCCCACUACAAAUUCGCUACCUGAGUUCAUAGAUAGACGAAAAGACUUGUCUUACACCAUUUUUGUUUUAGAAAGGGCAAAUGCCAAUGUGAAAAGAAUGACGGGGUCUAACCCUAGUUUACAGUCUGAAAAGAGACAUGGAAACCUUAGGAAGAAAAAAUCUCAUUUCCAGUUGAUUGCAAAGAGGCCAGCAUCCUCUGCAUUGAUAAGCCUGGUAAAUUCCCCUUCACGAGGAUUCUUUUCAUCUGUAGGAGACCUGAGUUUUGCAGAAAAGCCUUUUUCAGAAUCAUAUGCUACUUCAGAACCUCCUACAGAAAAAUUUCUUGAAGAAAACCAGGAUAUAACAGAUAAUAGUGAAGAAAACAUCAUUGAACCACCCAUCAUUUUACCUGAAGAAGCUGCAUCAGAGAAUAUACCCCCUGAGAUUCCUGCUGUAGAGUCUGAUGUGCCUCCAUCCAAUUUAAUACCAACUGUUCAGCAAACCAAAGAGCCACCUUUAAACCUCAUGUUGGAAUCUGACACACAUCACCAUUUCGACUCACAUGACCAUUUCAACUCACAUGAGCAUUUCAAAGAAUUUCCUUACCCAGUGUUGUUGAUGUCACCGGGUGAACACUUUGAAUCUCAGCUAAACCAGCAGCUGCAGCCCCUCAUCCCCAACAGCGAUGUGAGAAGGCUUAUUUCUCAUGUUAUCAGAACUUUGAAGAUGGACUGCUCUGAACCCAGCGUGCAACUGUCCUGUGCCAAACUCAUCUCCAGAACAGGCCUCCUGAUGAAACUUCUCAGUGAGCAACAAGAAUUAAAGUUGUCUAGGACCGAAUGGGAUACAGACCAGUGGAAAAGUGGAAACUACAUCAAUGAGAAUAUAGAAGCCCAAGGUGAACCGAAGGGUCUGGAACCAAGUCAGCGUGCAAAAGAAGUUCCAGGAUUCAGCUACAACAACAAAGUCAUCUUGGCAGUAUCUAUAACUGCAGUAGUCACAGUUUUGAUUAUCAUCUUCUGUCUCGUUGUGGUUUAUUCCCACAGAGCAAAAGAGGGAGAUGAAGAGAAGCCCACAGGGAGUAAGAAAUGCUACAAGGACAGUGAGAGUCAGGAAAGAUCUGCCUGGCUGAGGUGGCCACAGUGGCUUACAGAUAUAUUCAGACGUGACACACGAAAGGAAAGCAUGUCUGAGGAUCUACAGGCCACGGGGUCCUCUGCAAUGGAGGAAAUUACCAUUCAGGAUGUAUCAAGGGAGGUCAAGGAAGAAGUGGUAGUGACGCUGGCCACGAAAGCGUCGGCCACUGAAGCAGAAGAGAGUGAAGCAGCCGAGGACGCCGAAGGCACAGAAUAAUCCACUAUCGUUUAUUAAUAAAUUAUUUUUUGUAGA